Molecule: messenger RNA, 893 nt
Organism: Prosopis cineraria
Lineage: Eukaryota; Viridiplantae; Streptophyta; Magnoliopsida; Fabales; Fabaceae
Product: protein cornichon homolog 1-like
Exons: 4
Coding region: 110-568 (152 amino acids)
Biological process (GO): vesicle-mediated transport
Source: RefSeq, a predicted model, not a curated record
CUAAUAGUCUCCCUCAUUUGGGGCCGAAAGGAAGGAGGAAAAACGCACACAUCUGCCCCCCUGUGUGAAAACCCUCCUCCGCUGGCAACCAUCUUCUCUUCCUCAGGAAAUGGGUUGGAAUUUGUUUUUCUGGCUUAUAAUUUGUUUCCCACUCAACCUUGCUCUUCUUGCUUCCACUUGUUAUCAGAUUCUGAUCUUAACAGACUUGGAGGCUGACUAUGUCAACCCAUAUGAGGCUUCCUCCCGGGUCAAUUACUUCGUUGUUCCUGAGUUUAUUGGGCAGGCGGCACUCUGCGCUCUUUUCCUCCUCACUGGGCACUGGUUCAUGAUCUUGGUCACAGUUCCUGUCACUGGCUACCAUGUGAUGCUGUAUGCGAAACAGCAGCAUCUUCUUGAUGUCACUGAAAUGUUUAGGGCAGUUCAUGCCGAGAAGAAAUACCGGAUAGUCAAGUUUGCCUUGUAUCUUUUGACUCUUGCUGUUGUUGUCUUCAGGAUUAUCGCUGCAGGAAUAAUAUUAUUUCACAAUUUCAAGUUUGAGGAUGUCCGGUCUACACUUUUUGAGUUCUAGAAAAAGUCUGUAGUCCUUCUGAAAUGUGUAAUUGGCACUGUUAUGUGGAUCAUUAGCAUUUGAUCUCAUGUAAAGACUAACUAUUCAAGUUACUGGGUUUUUUUUUUUUUCCUUUUUGAAUAGAAAGUGAUUCUUUAAGACCAAAAGGUCACAAGAUCAAAAUACAUCAGAGUGUUCAUUUCUUUCCCCUUCCUCUUCGCUAAUGAAAGAUGGAGGAUGGUUAAAGAAAUAGCUAUCAGAGGACAGUUAGCUGGGGUUUAGAGGCUUCUAGAAUCAUUAUGCUUGAAAUUUUAUGAAAUAAACUUACUUUUCCUUGGAUUGUAUA